GUUGGGGUGGUCUGGCAGGUAGUCAAAAAGGCGCCCCUCUUCCUCGUCCACCCCCUUGCUCCCGUUCCCCCUUCCUCCCCUUCUUCCCAGACAUCCGACGUCGUGGCUUUUUCGCAGCGUGGCUCCUGAGAGGCCGGGACCCUUUGCCCGGGGGCCGGAUGCUGCCUCCUGCUCAAGGCUCUGGGGCCUGGCGACGCCCAGCGGCCAGCGGCCGCGAACCAGCGUUGUCAUUUUAUGAUUCUAUCGUGUCAGGCUGACUUCGGCUUCGACUGCCACAGGCCAGCGGGGCCUGACCCCACCCCAGCCCCCAGGCCCGACCCGGCCCGCCAAUGUGCCGCGGCGGCUUGCUCCUGCUGGCCGCGGCUGCCCAGUGCGCUGCGGCCCCCGGCGCCGGCGACCUCGCCUCGGGAGGCGCGGCGCGCUCGGAGGCGGAGGCGGAGGGCCAGCAGGAGUGCGAGCACGCGGCCAUGCGCCUGCAGGCCCUGCAGACGCGCUCGUCGCUGGCGGGCGCGCGCUCGCACGAGGACCCCGAGCCCGAGGCCGCGGACCCUGGCCCCAAGCCCCUGGGGCCUGCGGAUCUGGACAUGCGGGAGUUGACCGGGUACGCGGAGGGCAACCCGUACGUGCCCGGGCCCAACGUCUACCUCAAGGAGAUGGUGGACCCGAGCAAUUAUUGGGGCUAUUGCCUGGACAUCGCUGGGUCUCCACCCAAGCCCCUCUGCGAGUCGGUGCAGGGCCACUCCUGCAAGACCGAGGGCGAGGACACCAGUUCACAUAUGAUAUCGAGAAGCAUGAGAUUCGUUCGGUCAACUUCAACCAUGAGUGCGACGCGCUGUAUAGCGGGAACAACAGCGUCAGGGUUUGGGAGGCCGCCGUCGACAACGCCAAGCAGGCUUGCCUCCAGGUCGACGGGGACUUUGUGGCGGGCGCCACCCUGAGCAUGGGUAAGUGCGACGGCCAAGGGCAGCAGAAGUUCAUCUAUACGCCCAAGAUGCAAUUUGCCGUCGGGGACGGCACCCUCUGCCUCGUCCUUGGCACCGAGAGGGAGGCCUUGCCGGACAUGAUGAUGCGCUCCGCCGAGCUCCAGAGGUGCGAUUCGUGGCCGUCCGAGCUGUCCACGUGGGAGGUCCUCUUGGAGGACCACGUGCCGCUCUCGUCGCUGCAGUGAGCGGCGACCGCUGCUCCCCCCUGGCGGACUCCUGGGGGAAUUCGUUAGAAUUUUUCCCACACGCACUAUUGUAGGCAUGUCUCUUUUCUCAUGAGUUUUUUGACAGUCUACGGUAGUCUGCGAUAUUCAUGGAGGCGGUCUUUCAUGAAGAGGUGAUGCCCUUCAUGCAAUUUUUAGCUAUGUUGGUGUAUUUCCAUUAGCACGUCACCUACUACUACUAUUGCGACUGUUCAUGUCCUGGGCAUUACAGUGUCUGAGCUCUGAUUGAGAACGGAUUGAACGCCCGUUCUUCCUUUAGCCGCCUGAGCGCAGUGCACGAUAGCGCUCGCCGUGUCCUCGGAAAAUUGUGGCCAGAGA
This is a messenger RNA of Prorocentrum cordatum, 1525 nucleotides long. The record is from the annotation of a GenBank genome assembly. Lineage: Eukaryota; Dinophyceae; Prorocentrales; Prorocentraceae.